UCGUAAUUUAUAUUUUUGACGAAACUUCUGCCGGUUUGAAGGUUGGCAACAUUACAGAAAAUCAAAGAGCAAAUGGCAGAAGCUUUGUUAUAGAUUAGAAUCGUUUGAUUGACGUUUUUUCGUUUGAGUUGCAAUUUACAGUUAAAACCGAAAAUGACUAUUAGCAAGAAUAAUAAGAUGCUUCAGCAUAUAAAUUAUAGGAUGAGAGUCAUUCUUCAAGAUAGUCGGACGUUCAUAGGAACCUUUAAAGCAUUUGACAAGCAUAUGAAUUUGAUCUUAGGUGAUUGUGAAGAAUUUAGGAAAGUUAAACCUAAGAGUGCAAAACAAACAGAGAGAGAGGAAAAGAGAGUUUUAGGUCUUGUUUUACUGAGAGGUGAAAACAUUGUCUCUCUGACUGUAGAAGGUCCUCCUCCAGCUGAGGAAGGUUUGCCUCGUGUUCCAAUUCCUGGAGCUGCACCUGGACCAGGUAUUGGUCGUGCAGCUGGACGUGGUGUUCCUGCUGCCCCUAUUGGCACCGCUCCUGCAGGUCUUCAAGGUCCAGUAAGAGGUGUUGGUGGACCAUCACCACAAGUUAUGACUCCUCAAGGCAGAGGAACUGUUUCUGCUCCUCCUCAAAUCAGACCUGCUGCACCUGGAACUGCUUCGACUCCUCCACCUCGUAUGGGAGCUCCACCACCUGGUGGAAUGCCUGCAGCAAGAGGUACACCACCUCCAGGAAUGAUGGGACCACCACCUGCUAUGAUGGGAAGAGGGGUUCCACCUGGACAAGUUCCUAUGGGAAGAGGCAUGCAGCCACCACCACCACCAAUGGGUCCUCCACCUGGAAUGCGUGGGCCACCACCAGGAAUGAUGAGAGGAGCACCUCCACCUGGUAUGAGACCACCUCCACCUCCAAGACCAUAAAUAUUAUUCAUGAUGAUUGUGAAAAAUUAAAACCAAAUAAAGAUUUAUUCAUCAAACAUUGUCUGGUAUAUUUGCAUAACAUCAUAAUAAGAAUUUUUUCAUUAGAGAUGUUUUUACUAUGAUCAAACCAAAUUUUGGGUAUGUAAAAUUAUUUUGAAUUGAAUAUAAUAAAAACUUUUAAGAAUUAA
Molecule: messenger RNA, 1091 nt
Organism: Centruroides sculpturatus (bark scorpion)
Lineage: Eukaryota; Metazoa; Arthropoda; Arachnida; Scorpiones; Buthidae
Gene: SmB
Product: small nuclear ribonucleoprotein-associated protein B'-like
Exons: 5
Coding region: 154-903 (249 amino acids)
Biological process (GO): mRNA splicing, via spliceosome
Cellular component (GO): catalytic step 2 spliceosome; U5 snRNP; U4 snRNP
Molecular function (GO): RNA binding
Source: RefSeq, a predicted model, not a curated record